Anastrepha obliqua is the source of this 1713-nucleotide messenger RNA. RefSeq names its product venom protease. The record is from RefSeq and is a predicted model, not a curated record. Gene Ontology annotation, molecular function: serine-type endopeptidase activity. NCBI's taxonomy places the organism in Eukaryota, Metazoa, Arthropoda, Insecta, Diptera, Tephritidae. The coding region runs from base 330 to 1574 and encodes 414 amino acids. The transcript is spliced from 2 exons. Gene Ontology annotation, biological process: proteolysis.
AAAAAAAAAACUAGAAUAACAAUAAAAACAACCUGAACCUGAAACUUCUAAUUAAGUCACAAUAGCAACGGCAACGGCAAAAAAAAGAAAAACAAAAACCAAACAAGUAAAAUUCCAACAAUACUAUAAAAAAAACAGAGUACCAAGCACAGCUACUACAAAAACAAAAACAAUACACAACAACAACCCACCACUCACAUUUAGUGCAUUUAAACGUAACUAAACACUUCUAAUUGCAUAAUCAUUAAUAAAUAUCUUUCCGUACCGCUGCAUACGUGUGUCUGUGUGUUGGUGCAGCAGUUUCGCAUGGGCACGUUGCACAUAGCAAAAUGCUAAAAAUGUUCCACUUACGUCAGUUGCAAUUUAUUCUAAUAAUAAUUUCCUGCAUACUGUUGAACGUCACAACAGCAACAGCAACCAUAUCAAAGCCAGCAACAGCAGCGGCGACAAUAGCAGCAAAAAAGGCAAAACCAACUACAUUCAAUGAUGUUGCAACAGCGAGUGCGCCCACUGUCAUCUCAUCGAUCGUAAUUCCCGGAAAAUAUCAUGCCUACACCCAGCACUUGCAGCAGCCAGCAAAAAAAGUGCAUGUGUCAGCAUCGGCAGCUCAUCAGAAGCAACAGCACGAACAACACGAACAAAAGCAGCAGCGACAACAACGUGUGGACGUUGUCAAACCUGUCAUACUUCCCAGCAGCAAACUCAAUCCCAUCAGAAAUUGGUUUGGCAUCUUUAAUCGCAACAACGCACAGGCGUCAGCGGCGAUAGCGCACGACACAACGACGACAACGUGCAAUUGCAGGUGCGGUGAGCGCAAUGAUGAGUCGCGCAUUGUUGGCGGUCAGACGGCUGGCGUUAGCGAAUACCCUUGGAUGGCGCGUCUCAGCUACUUCAAUCGUUUCUACUGUGGUGGCACACUGAUCAACGAUCGUUAUGUACUCACCGCUGCGCAUUGCGUCAAAGGUUUCAUGUGGUUUAUGAUAAAAGUGACAUUUGGCGAGCACGACCGUUGCAACGACAAAGAGCGUCCCGAAACCCGUUUCGUGCUACGCGCAUUCAGUCAAAAAUUCAGUUUCUCCAAUUUCGAUAACGACAUCGCUUUGCUGCGCCUCAACGACCGCGUGCCCAUUACAAGCUUCAUCCGGCCAAUUUGUUUACCACGUGCUUUUGAGCGCCACGAUCUAUUCAUCGGUACCAAAGGUAUAGCGACCGGUUGGGGCACGCUGAAGGAGGAUGGCAAACCAUCGUGUCUGCUGCAAGAGGUGGAAGUGCCCGUGUUGGAUAAUGAACAUUGUGUAGCACAAACCAACUACACACAAAAGAUGAUCACCAAGAAUAUGAUGUGCGCAGGCUAUCCGGGCGUGGGUGUACGCGACUCUUGCCAAGGCGAUUCAGGUGGGCCGUUAGUACGCAUGCGGCCAGAUGAUAAACGUUUCGAACAGAUCGGCAUUGUGUCGUGGGGCAAUGGUUGCGCCAGACCCAACUAUCCGGGUGUGUAUACGCGCGUAACAAAAUAUUUGGAUUGGAUAAUGGAGAAUUCGAAAGACGGGUGCUUCUGCGAUGAGAACGAUUGAGGUGUAUGGCGUGAACCAAUUGCAUUUUAACGGAUUUAUUUCUUUGUUAAAGUAGGGGGUUUCGAAGUACGUAAAUAUAAUUUUGUAAGUUUUGCUGGUUUGUUCAAACCAAAUGAGGGAGCGUUUAUAUUUUAUCGGA